UCUCAGGCAGAGCUGCUGUGGAUCCAGAGACAGCUGUCAAUCAUCGCUGCCAGGAACUCCCAUCACCUGCAGGCCCAAGGGAAGCUGAGACAUGAGGUUACACCCCUGCACUCCACAGUUCUUUCAUCCCACAACGUGAGCCUCUUCCGCCUUCUGGAGGAUAGAAACCGAGCCCUAAAGCUUGAGGUGGCCACCCUUCGCCAGGAGAAACAGCAGUACAGGACACUGAAAACUAAGUUCCAGGAUGCGUUGCAGGAGAAAAAUCGCCUGAACCUUGAGUUGUCCAGCCACAGCCUGAAAGCAUCCAAGUAUGACCAGGUAAGGUCAGAAUAUGAGCAGCUCAGACACACCUACAGCACUGUGAGUCGGGAGAGAGACUUGGCUCAACAGGAGAGGAAACAACUCCAAGGCAAACUGGAGAACCUCGAGCAAGUCCUCAAGCAUAUGCGAGAGGCUGCAGAGAGGAGGCAGCAGUUGGAAGAGGAGCAUGAGCAGGCCCUGGCUGUCCUCACCACCAAGCAGCAGGAGAUUCACCUUCUGCAGAGGGCUCAGGUUGAAGCUGAGAAAGAGCAUGAGGGAGCGGUCCACCUGUUAGAGGUCAAGGUUCACGACCUGGAGCAGAAAUGCAGGUCACAGACUGAACAGUUCGGCCAGCUGUCCAAGGACCUGGAAGAUUUCCGUCUGGAGGCGGAUACUGUAGACAUCCUCAGCACUGAGCCUUUCUACAAACACAACGUUCCCCUUCACCCGGAAAAUAAACUCUCCCAAAUCCUCAACGGACUGGCAGCCCAGGCAGGGAAAGGCGAUGAGAGCUCGGCAAACACUCGGCUGAUAUCCAAGUUCCUCCGCCCACUGCAGAUCGGAGACAGAGACAGGCCGGAGCUGCUGUCUGUCAAUCCCACCGCCGUGACAACGAGCCGCCCCAGCAUCCCGCGACGGGCGACCCCCUCAGAGAUGGAGGAUGAGAUCCGCCGUGCGCCCAGGUCCAAGCCUCGCUAUACUGGCACAGUCCGUCUAUGCACUGCCCGCUACAGUUACAACCCUUACGAUGGACCUAAUGAGCACCCAGAGGCAGAGCUCCCCCUGGUGGCUGGGAAGUACCUGUAUGUGUACGGCACGAUGGAUGACGAUGGCUUCUACGAAGGGGAGCUGCUGGAUGGCCAGCGAGGUCUGGUCCCCUCCAACUUCGUGGAGUUUGUCCAAGACAAGGAGAAACCAUCCAUCCAGCCAGGGGACGCAGGGGAGGACCUGGGCUCUCUGGACCAUACCACCCUGGGCCUGAUGGGGGUGGAUGGAGGGGCCCCUCAGGAUGGGCUACUGGGCUCCACCAACCCCUUGGGCCCCUGCAGCAAUGGCACAGGGCCCCUGGACCCUGAGGAUCUGGCUGAUGACAUUGUGCCUUACCCCAGGAGGAUCACCCUAAUCAAGCAGUUGGCCCGUAGCGUCAUUGUGGCCUGGGAGCCCCCCAUGUUGCCCCUGGGCUGGGGAAACAUCAGCUGCUACAACGUGCUGGUGGAUGGCGAGGUGCGUGCCAGCGUGCCCUACGGGGGCAGGACCAAGUCUUUGUUGGAGAAGCUGGAUCUGGACACCUAUACGCACCGCGUGUCUGUGCAAAGUGUGACAGACAGGGGCCUGUCGGACGAGCUGCGCUGCACCCUGAUGGUGGGAGCCAACGUGGUGGUGGCGCCAUACGGCCUGCGUGUGGACGACAUCCUGCGCGACUCGGCCGAGCUUUCCUGGUUGCCCAGCAACAGUAACUAUGGGCACACAGUGUUCCUGGACGGGGUGGAGCAUGCGGUGGUGCGGCCAGGGAGUUACAGGCUGCGCUUCGUCAACCUCAAGGCCAUGACAGUGUACAAGGUGAGGGUGGUGGCCCGGCCACACCAGGUGCCAUGGCAACUGCUCAUGGAGCAGAGGGAGAAGAAGGAGACUGCUGUCGAGUUCUGCACACAAGCUGCUGGCCCCCCAUUACCCCCUCAGGAGGUGCAGGUGCAGUGUGGCCAGGCCCCGGGGGUCCUGCAAGUGCGCUGGAAGCCCCCCGUCCUCUCACCCACCGGAACCUCCAAUGGAGCCAGCGUCAUCGGAUAUGCAGUCUGCACUAAAGGACAGAGGAUAGCGGAGGUGUUGUACCCCCUGGCUGACUAUGUGACAGUGGAGCUGAACAGGAUCCAGUGUCUGGAGGCCAGGGAGGUCAUCGUCAGGACAUUGUCAGCACAGGGAGAGUCCCAGGACUCCCACGUCGCCCCCAUUCCAAACAAUCUACUGGUGCCUCUUCCUCUUCCUCACCCUACCCCCCUGCCCCCUCCGCACCUACACGCAGGGCCCCCUCCACCUCACCCCCACGCCCCCCCACCCCACCUCCAGUCACCUCAACUCCCCCACCCCCAACUACCCAUGCCUCACCCCCAGCCUCUCUCACCCCUGCCUCACGGACAACCCCUCCCUAACCACCCUCCUCACCCUCAGCCACACCUCCAACCCCUGCAACCUCAUCCUGUCUCCCAGCCUCAGGCUCACCUACAGCCUCACCCCCCUCACCCUGGUGGUCCUCCACAGCCCCUGCACCUCCAGCCUCACCAACCCCACCCUAUGCCCCAGCCCCAGCCCCAGCACCGCCUACCCCUGCUGCCCCACCCACCCCCCCAGCUCCACCAGAGACCAGUUAGUGCCAGAGACCUGGAAGCCAAAGAGCAGGUGGCCCACCAUGGGGGCGUCCCCAGCCAGCCCUGGGACCCUGCCCGAUCCCCCUCCGCCCAGCCUCCUCCUGCCCCCAUGCACGGGCACACCCUGGAGGCGCCCCCCUCUGCUAACCGGCGCUCGCCCUCCCCCCAGAGGAUCCUGCCCCAGCCCAGGGGCACCCCCAUCCCAGACCAAAUGGCCAAAGCCAUCGCCCGCAAGGCAGCACAGAGGGUGGCUGCAGAGAGUGGCAGAAUGGAGAGGAGAGUCGUCUACAACGAGCAGGGUCAGGCCUUCCACCAACAGAACUCAGAUGAGGAGGAGGAGGAUGAGGAAGGGUAUGGUUGCGGCCGCAUGAGACAAGGGGCCUCGGUGGAUGAGUUCCUCAGAGGGUCCGAGCUGGGCAGGCCGGCCCACUACAGCCACAGUGAGGAGUACCAUAGUGAUAGCAGCCGGGGCUCUGACCUUUCUGACAUCAUGGAGGAGGAUGAGGAGGAGCUCUAUUCUGAGAUGCAGCUGGAGGAGGGACGACGACGCAACUCCCACAAUGCACUCAAGAUUGGGAACACCCUUUCAGGGGGUCGGCUGGAUCGGGAGACGGGGAGAAGAAUGCCCCGAGACGGUCCACAGCCCCAGAGACGCCCUCUCAUGGUGCCCUCUAUUGAGAUAACCACAGAGAGUAACAGUGAUGGGAACCUCUCACCCGUCACGGAGGACGUUUACUAUGGCAGUGUAGCACGGCACAGGACAUGGUCGUCCCGCCGACACCCCACGGGCGCCAAGCCUUCCUAUAAUGAGGGAUACAGGGACCGGGAACGCCGCUCCCCUCCUAACUACGAUGAGUCGGAACCAGAGGAAUCAUUCCGGAUCUUUGUGGCUCUGUUUGACUACGACCCCCUGUCCAUGUCUCCCAACCCGGACGCAGCAGAUGAGGAACUGCCCUUCAAAGAGGGCCAGAUCAUUAGGGUAUAUGGUGAUAAGGACACAGAUGGUUUCUACCGAGGGGAGAUCAGGGGAGGCAGGAUAGGGCUCUUGCCCUGCAACAUGGUGUCAGAGAUCAGGGCUGAGGAUGAGCAGACCAUGGACCAGCUCAUCAAGCAGGGCUUCCUCCCGCUCAACACACCAGUGGAUAAAGUAGGAAUAGGGCAGGACAGACGAGGCUUCCGCCAGCACCAGGCCACCAGGAGGAUGGUGGCCCUCUACGACUAUGACCCCAGAGAGAGCUCCCCCAAUGUGGACGUGGAGGCUGAGCUGACCUUCUGUGCUGGUGACAUCAUCGCUGUAUUUGGAGAGAUUGAUGAAGACGGGUUCUACUAUGGUGAAAUCAAUGGCCACCGCGGCCUCGUCCCCUCUAAUUUUCUGGAAGAAGUGCCUGACGACGUGGAGGUGUACCUGACGGACACUCCGUCUCGCUACGCCCAAGACGAGCCCGCCAACCGGGCCGAGGCCAAAAGGGUAGCCAUGGAAACCACAGAGAGUACAGCCCUGCCUGUCCGAGCAGCGUCCCCCACAGUGCGUCCCCUGUGUCCCCCAGGCACCAUGCGGCCCAUCAGCCCCGCCAGGGGCCCCAGGGACCCCCGGGACAACAAAAAGAAAAAGGGACUGCUCUCCAAGGGGAAGAAACUGCUCAAGAGACUCUCUCCGGUAAAAUAAACGGUCCCCAGCUGAUCCCAGAAAAGUAAAUUGCAUACAGUACACACAAUCAAAUCAGCCGAAUCUACAGCACACAACUACAAUGGCAACGUAUGCGUAUGUAUUACAGGACAAUAUAUGUGAGCCUAAUCUAAUAUAUUCAGCGAUACAACAUUCAUGUUCUAAUGAUGAAUACACAUACUUACAUACAUGUACUCAGUGCCAAAUUCACUUUGCUCACACAUACUGUAUAACUGUGAUAUAUUUGAGGUGGAGGAAAACAUAGGAGUACAAACUAGGAUUUUCAUGACAUUUUACCACUGUUUUCUUUAAUCAAAUGGUUAUUAAGGGACUUUGGAAAUCAGGACAAUGCUGAUAAUGCAUUUGUGUGCAUUUGUUACAAGUAGGGUAACAACAGAGUAGCCUAUUUUUUUUUUGUUACAACCCGAGAUGGUUUCCAUGGCAAUUGUGCCAUAAGGUCUCUAACAGACAUGACGUGGCAAAAGAAAAUCAAUGUUGUGAUAGUCAGAUGUCAAUACUAGGAGACAGACCAUAAUCCUGGAACACUAGAGCAACAACUCAACUACACUGUUAUUGAUGGCAUUCCGUCAGUAAUGCUGGCUGCUAAUCCAGAGGCUUUAUUCAGUGCAAUACAUCACAAACAUGAGGGUGACAAAGGGUUGAAUCACUCACAGAACCUAGAAGUCUGCAGGGUGGUUGGCCACAGAGCAUUACAGCAAGGAGAGGAAGCUACAUUGGGUAAGAUGUUUGAACCAUCUCAGUGGCCUUUAUGAAAACAAUAUGAGCAUGACAUUCCUCAUUUUCUAUGGUUGAACAAGGUUGUUUUUAAACUAACAGUAGUCUGCCAAGAACCCCUGGGUUGCAUCUCUGCAUAUUUGUUUGAUUAAAAAAAAAAGACGGUUAAAGAGAACCUUCUGUGUUUGCCUUCCAAUUGCACAAAGGGGUAUGUUUUGUCUGAUGAAUGGAAAAGCAUUGUUGUGUGUGUAGGUGUAGGCUGUGUGUGUGGUCAGUGUGCAUUCAUGUCUUUGCAUUCUUUUUCCCAAAAAGAGGACAUGUAGUUAAGAGUCGUGAUCUUAGUGGUGUGCUGCUAACUACAUUGCCGGUGUAAUGUUCUGUUGUCUGUCGGAGAGGGCUGUGUUACCCACUCAUCCAUUUCAGUAAAGAUGUCUAGGUGUGCCCUCAAGAUUCUGCACCGUUUACUUGUUUACACUCUUAUAGACCUAUUGGCAACCUAUUUUUGGAGUCAAGAGAAAGGGAGUGAUGACCUACAUACUGUACCUACAACCUCUAAACCAGUAGUCGUGGCUUAUGGGCUAAAUGAGUGCUAAAUAAAGGAUGCAUCCAGCUGAUUGUAAUUAACUGGAGAGGUUAUUAUAGCCACUAGACAAACAUUGUCCUGUAUUUUUGACAGCUUUUAAAGCCCUAUAUUAACCAAUUUUCAUAACCCAUGAUCCUAUCCUGUAAUAGUUUAACAUCACCACCGUUUGAUGUGCAUAAUCAUAAUGGACAAUAUGUCAAUCCAUGAUUAAAAAUGAAAGAUGUUUAAAUUGUAUUGAUAGUGAAAACCAGUCGGAGAGAGACCUAUCAGACACGUUCUUUAAAUGCCCAUCAGCUAAGAUAUCUGAAGUGUAAUAUCGUGCUGUAUAAUGAUUACAGGGUUCUUCUAUGUUUAUUAAAAAAUAGAAAAUCUAAAGAUGGAUUGCCAAAAAGGAAUGUGAAAUGUUGAGCAGGCAAAAUAGCUUACAUUUUAUUACUUGUCCAAAGUUAUGCAUUAUGUUAUGUAUCCAUUUGUCAAAAGGUUUUAAAGUCAUAAUACCAAAUCAUUCUUUUGUGAAUGCGUGUAUGUCUAUGCUGUUGCAUUUUUGUACUUUUCUCCAUAUGUAGAUAAUUUCUAAAUGUUUAUACUUGAUUUUCAGACUGCCUUUUUAUGUGCAUUAAGAUUUAUUCUUACUGUAAACAGUGCAAGCAUUCUCCAUGGUGUCCUCAAGAUAAGAUGUUUAAGUCUGUGGUUCUGUGCUUGCUCUGUGAAUCAAAGAGAAAAAAGAGAAAUCAUUGGACAAUAUUUAUGGUGAUCAAAUAUUGUUUGCAUGUGCAAAAAAUAUUUUUUUUUCAA
Messenger RNA from Coregonus clupeaformis (lake whitefish), 6442 nucleotides. It is a transcript of the gene rimbp2a, whose product is annotated as RIMS binding protein 2a. The transcript has 23 exons. NCBI's taxonomy places the organism in Eukaryota, Metazoa, Chordata, Actinopteri, Salmoniformes, Salmonidae. Bases 445 to 4329 code for a protein of 1294 amino acids. The record is from RefSeq and is a predicted model, not a curated record. Gene Ontology annotation, molecular function: protein binding. Gene Ontology annotation, biological process: neuromuscular synaptic transmission.